AUGUCAUCUCUUUCAACUACACAAACAUCUUUUGUCAAAAUAAAACCAGUUGAUCCCAAAUACCUCAAAUACUCAAUCCCAUCUGACUUACCAUAUUAUCCAUUUGGUAAAGAUCUUAAAGCAUUACCAAUUUCUGUUUUUAACUUACCUUUUAGUAAACAUUCCGAAAUUCCUGAGUUUGAAUGUUAUGGAGGAAAAUAUGAUAAAUUUACUCUUGAAGAAAUAACAAAAAGAGUUCCUAUCCCUAUAUCAAAGAUUGUUAAAUGUCAGCUAUGUGACUUUAAUGACAUUGAUAGUAUUUGUAAUGGUCUUAUAAAAGAAAAUAUUAAUUCAUUAGAAUACUUGCAUCGAACAAAUCAAUUAGAUUCAUCGAUUAAAUUCGCUUCAAUUAAUAAAGAACUUGUACUCCAAAUUUUACAGUUUUAUCGAAAUGAGUUAGAAGUUAUUAUUACACCAUCUCUUUCUGGGGCUAUUCGUAUGUUAGCAGAAGAAAAAGGAGAUGAUUUAUAUAUAUUUUUUGAAGAACUUGAUGUUUAUAAUAUUUAUGCUAUCUUUGUUAUAUUAUGGAACCAAGAGACUUCAAAAAAAAUUACUAAACUUUGUAUAGAAAAAUCUUUUGGUGUACAAAUUUUAGAUUAUUAUAAGAAAACGUCAGAUGAAAAAACUAAAUCUAUUUGUCUUCAAACACUUCUUUUAGUAUUAUUUAGAACAGAUAACCCUUGUGGAAUAACAAAAGACAUGAGCAUUCAAUUUAUUGCAUCAUUAAUCCAACAAACAGUAUCUUUACCAAAACUUCUUUGUAAUUUUUCUUAUUGUAUUGUUUAUUUAUUAACAUCCUUUUAUCCUGUUCUUCUUAGUAUCUUUGAAUGUACACAGUUUGAUACUAUUGUUUCUAUUGUAUCGUUUUGUCCUACUGCUUUAUGUGUUUUAAAAAAAAUAAAGAAAUCUUGUUAUAAAAUACAUAAUAUUGUUGAUCCAACUCCCGGUUUUAGAAUAUUACUUGGGCAUUAUUUUAAACAUACAACUCAAUUAUAUUUAAUAAAAGAUCAAGUACUUGAUUUAGUUAAUAACAUUUGUUCAUAUUCUCCAUAUCCCUAUAAUUAUGAAUCUGAAAUAUUAUAUGGAAUGUGUUAUUUAUUACAUGGAUUAAUUAAAACGCAAUGGAGUGAAGUUGAAAAUAAACAAGAUAUAUUUGAGAGUAUACUUAAAUUUGUUAUUCCACAAAUUAAUAGGUCCUGUGAUUCAUCAUAUUGUGACCAAACAAAAGGAACUUUUUGUUCUAAAUCAAGAAGAUUAUUAUUUAAAUGUCUUUUGAUGAUUAUUAGUCAAAGUGAAGAUUUAACAGAGUACCAAAUUACUAAAAAGUUUUUAACAAACAUUUAUAAUAAUGAAGACUCAUUAGCAAUUGAAAAUAAUCACCCACAAUUGAGUUGUUAUUAUGAAAAAGGAUAUUCUAAUGUAUAUGAAUGUUUAAUUCAUUCAAAAUAUAUUCAGAAUAUUAUUUUUAAAGGAGGUAUUGAUAAAACUAAUUUAGGAAAGAUAACUAAAUAUUUAUAUGGGUAUAAUACUACUGUUUUAAUUAACGAUACAAUGAAAUUAAAUGUUAAUGAAAUUCUUGAUUCUGUAAUUCAAAAUAUUGAUAGUACAGAUAUUUGUUUAGUAAAUGACAAUUCUUUUGUAGAUAGUACUAUAUAUGAAACAAAUAAACCUGUUGUUAUUUUAUGUUUAAACAUAUUUAAAGAAGGUCAGAUUAUUACCACAAAUAAAUCUUUCCGUGUUGUUUUUGAAAAUAGUGAUAGAGAAGUGUAUCGUCUUGUUAGUGGAAUUUUCAUUAAAGAGUUUCAUGAGAAAAAUGAAUGUAUCAUUUUGAAAAAAAUUAAUGAAGAACAGUUUAAAUUAAAUUCAAAACCAGUUAAUAGAAGUAAAACGGUAUUAGGACUCAAAGAAUUAUUAAUAAUGAGUGAAGGCAAUAAUAUUCUAGGGAACGAAAGAGAAGCUUUAAUUCCUGUUAUAUUGGUUUAUGAAAAAGAUAAUUGGGAUCAUGGUGAAAUGCCAGGAAUUGAACAAGUACUUAAUGAAAGUGUUUGUAUUCGUGAUAUUAAAGGAUUAAAAUAUUCUACAUGGCUAAUAUCAGAUUUAAAUACAGCACUUUUUGAUAUUGAGUUAGAAAUCUGGAAACGAACAAAAUCCAUUUUGUCAUUCAAAUCUCCCUUAAAAUUAAGGAAGUUACUUCUUUCAUUACCUGAAGAAUAUCAAAAAAGUAUUAUAUUUCAUAUUUUUUGUACAAUUAGUAAUUUCAUUUAUAAAUCUUCUAAACCAAAUGUUUCUAGUCAUAUCAAAAAAUUAACGUAUUUAUUUAUCCAACUCAUUGAUAGUGAUGAAAAAUUUCUUAGACUAACACUAAGUGAAUAUAACAAAUUAAGCAAUUUCAAAGAACUCACUUAUUCUGAGAAUUCGUACUUCUUUCAAUCAUUUUUAAUUACUCUUUAUGUUAAAUUGUCAUAUUAUACAUCUUCAUAUUCUGAGCAAUGUUAUCUCCAAUUCUUAAAUUCUUUGCAAAUGAUUAAUAAAUUUGAUAUUAAUUACCAAACAGCAAGUGCCUUUAAUACGAUUAUAUCUGGAUUAGUUUUAUCUAAUCCAGAAUAUUAUCCCUUCUUCUUGAAGACAAAUUUCAUUUCCUUUUUGUUUGAAAUUCUCCCAUUUAAACCACCACUCACAUACGAGAAAAUUAAUGUAACUUCGGUGUUACAUUUAUGGCUAAUGGUUUCAAUCCCUAAAUUGGAUACAAAUAAAUCUUUUAAAAGUCAAAUCUGUAAUGGAAAUUAUAAAGAAGAGUUAGUCUCUUUAUUUAUUAAAAAGUACGAAACAUUCGUUCUAUAUUCUGUUGAUCUCAAAUUAGUAAUUGCUUUGACUAUUUAUUUAUGUAAAAACAAUCAAACAAAUACUGAAAAUGUUCUAAAGACUAUCUUAGAUAAUAUAAGUUUCAAUGAGUAUAAUUCUUGGAGCAUAGUUCUUGAAGAGUUUUUAGAAUGUGAUGAUAAAUUAAAAGAAUUUAAGAUAAAUGCUUUUAUAGAAAAUCCUUCUCUCUUCAAGUUCAGAAUCGAUUCUAAUACAAGAAAACUCACAAAGGUUUGCUCUUAUUUAGUAAGACUUAUCCAAAGGUAUAACAACAAAAUUAAAAAGAAUGAAAACUUUGCACGAGUAUUAAAUGAUAUGAAACAGGCAAUAGAAGAUAAACUUAAAAUGAAUAAUAGCGUUAAUAAGUUAUUGGACCUUUCAUUAAAAGAGUUACUUCAAAUGAAAAAUAACCAUCAACUAAGUCAAAUUACUAGUCCUUUAUUAUUUUCAAUUUACAUUGAUGUUCUAACUCUUAUUGAUACCGAAAUUAAGAAUGGAAAUUGUCAUUUCAUUUUGAAAGACUAUGGCAUGAAUAAAAUUCAAUUAGUUUAUAUGAAAGCACUUAUAAAACACUGCCAAAAGGAACUUGAUUAUAGGAACAGGCCUCCCCCACCCAAUCUUCAACAACCUACUCAUCCACUUGAACCUAUUCCUUUUCUGAUGUAG
This is a messenger RNA of Entamoeba dispar SAW760, 3564 nucleotides long. RefSeq lists its product as uncharacterized. The coding region runs from base 1 to 3564 and encodes 1187 amino acids. The record is from RefSeq and is a predicted model, not a curated record. The transcript has 2 exons. NCBI's taxonomy places the organism in Eukaryota, Evosea, Mastigamoebida, Endamoebidae.